CUUUGAUGGGCAAUUAAAAUGAUACAAUUACAAUUACAAUACAUUUCCUGAAGGGACCUCGUGAAUGCCGGGGUGAAGGCUGAGACUUACAGAGCGGAGCAGGAAUUUCCACCUUCCCACAAACCCCGCUGCUGUGCUUGUGCCGUGCUUGAUCCUGCUGCCGUGUUUGUGAGGUGACUGCCGCGUAGGGGACUCGGCCGGCAUGGAGAGGCAGCCUGUUCCCGUUCCUCUGUCUCUGUGCCUGCGGGGGUGUGUCUGGCCCCCGCUCUGGUGGCUGUGGGUCCUGUCCUCCUCCCUCCGGGCUGCGAUGGGUGACCCCUCCUACAGCGGCUUCCACCCGGAGCGCCGGGAAUGGUCCUUCAACCACCUGGCCGUGCACCACACCACAGGUGUGGUCUACGUGGGUGCGGUCAACCGCAUCUACAAGCUGUCGGCCAACCUGACGCUGCUGGUGUCCCACGACACCGGUCCCGCUGCCGACAACAAGGCCUGCUACCCCCCCCAGACGGUGCAGCCGUGUGCCGAGCCGCUCGCCCCCACCGACAACGUCAACAAGCUGCUGCUCAUCGACUACAGCCACAGCCGGCUGCUGGCCUGCGGCAGUCUGCGUCAGGGCGUCUGUCGUGUGCUGCGGCUUGGGGAUCUCUUCACGCUGGCCGAGCCAUCACAUCACAAGGAGCACUACCUGUCCAGCGUGGAGCAGCCGGGCUCCAUGUUCGGCGUGAUCGUGCCCUCGGCCGGCCCCGACGCCACGCUGUUCAUCGGCACGGCCGUGGGCGGGAAGCAGGACUACUUCCCCACGCUGUCCAGCCGCAAGCUGCCGCUGGACGCCGAGUCGGACGCCAUGUUGGACUUCCAGCUGCACAGUGACUUCGUGUCGUCGCUGGUGAAGAUCCCGUCCGACACGCUGGCACUGGUGCCGCAAUUCGACAUCCACUACCUGUACGGCUUCAGCAGCGGCGGCUUCGUGUACUUCCUGACGGUGCAGCCGGAGACCCCCGAGGACGGGGCAGGUGAGGGGGCGGCCGCAGACCUCUUCUACACCUCCCGAAUCGUGCGUCUCUGCAAGGGCGAUGCCAAGUUCCACUCGUAUGCUUCGCUGCCGCUGGGGUGCACACACGGGGGGGUGGAGUUCCGCCUUCUGCAGGCCGCGUACCUCUCCACGGCCGGCCCCGCCCUCGGCGCCGCGCUCAACCUCAGCGCCCAGGACCAUGUGCUCUUCGCCGUCUUCGCCAAGGGCCAGAAGCGCUACCUGCGCCCCCCCGAGCACUCCGCCCUCUGCGCCUUCCCCCUGCGCGACAUCAACGCCCGCUUCCAGCAGCGGCUGCGCUCCUGCUACCAGGGAGAGGGACACCUGCAACUGCACUGGCUGCUGGGAAAGCAUGUACACUGCACCAAAGCGCCUGUCCCCAUUGAUGACUCGUUCUGCGGGCUGGACAUUAACCAGCCGCUGGGUGGCAGCCAGAUGGUGACCGGCCUGACGCUCUUCACCGAGACGCAGGACCGGGUGACUGCAGUGGCCGCCUAUGUCUAUGCCGGGCACUGCGUAGCCUUCCUGGGCACCCGGAGCGGCCGGCUCAAGAAGGUGCGAGUGGACGGGCCCCCUAGUGGCGGGCUGCAGUAUGAGACGCUGUCAGUCAUAAGCGAUGGCAGCCCUGUCCUCAGGGACAUGGCCUUCUCCCUGGACGGCAACUUCCUCUAUGUCAUGUCUGAGAGAGAGGUGCGGCGGGUCCCCAUCGCAUCAUGUGAGCAGUACAGGACAUGUGGAGAGUGCCUGCAUUCGGGAGACCCCCACUGCGGCUGGUGCAUCCUCCACAACAAGUGCUCCAGGAGGGGGCGCUGUGACCGCGCAGAGGAGCCCUUCCGAUUCGCCACGACCAUCAGCGAGUGCGUCAGAGUGACCGUGCUCCCCAGCAGCGUUGCAGUGACCCGAUCCAGCGUGCCGCUCCUGGUGACGGUCAGUGGAGCCCCUGACCUGUCUGCAGGUGUCACCUGCUCCUUUGGGAAACUGAAGGAGGUUGAGGCGCAGGUUAAUGGCAACCAGAUCACCUGUGUUUCCCCACCUGUCAGAGAUGUGCCGCCCGUUCCAGCUGGCCAAGACUGGUCCAGCAUGGAGCUGAGGCUGAACUCCAAGGAGACGGGUCACAUGCUGACCAGCACAGAGGUGAAGUACUACAACUGCAGCCUCCACCAGCUGUGUCUGUCGUGCGUCAGCAGCCCCUUCCGCUGCCACUGGUGUAAGUAUCGGCACGUCUGCACCCAUCUGCCCAGGAGCUGCUCCUUCCAGGAGGGCCGGCUUAACACCUCACAGGAGUGCCCUCAGCUGGUGCGCUCGGGGGAGAUUCUGAUCCCGGCGGGCGAGACUCAGCCCAUCACCCUGCGAGCACGAAACCUGCCCCAGCCCCAGUCCGGACAGCGCGGGUACGAGUGCAUCCUCAACAUCCAGGGCGUCGUCCACCGCGUCAACGCGCUGCGCUUCAACAGCUCCAGCGUGCAGUGCCAGAACAGCUCGUACUUGUAUGAAGGGAUGAAGAUCAGUGAGCUGGCUGUGGAUUUGACCGUUCUCUGGAACAGCGAUUUCAUCAUCGAUAAUCCUGAGGGUGUUAAAGUGCACCUGUAUAAGUGCGCGGCGCAGCGAGAGAGCUGUGGGGCGUGUCUGAAGGCUGACAGGCGUUACCGCUGCGGCUGGUGUGGGGGGGAGGGCCGCUGCACCCUCCACCAGCACUGCCCCGCCCACAGCCACACCCGCUGGCUGGACCCCGCCCACAGGAGUGGCAGGUGCACCAAUCCGCACGUCUCUGAGGUGACUCCCCUGGCUGGUCCCCCUGAGGGGGGUACACUGGUGACAGUGCGGGGCUCGAACCUGGGCCUGUCCUUCUCGGAGCUGGUGGGGAAUGUGCGGGUGGCGGGAGUGAGGUGCUCCCCCCGCCAGGACGGCUACGUCAUCGCAGAGCAGGUUGUGUGUGAGAUGGACUCAGCGCCUGCGGACAGCGGGCCAGGCCCGGUGCAGCUGUGUGUUGGAGAGUGCCGAACAGAACUGCAGACCCGCUCCUCCCAGCUCUACUCCUUCAUGACGCCGUCUGUGACGGGUGUGUCCCCCGCCCGGGGCCCGGAGUCGGGGGGCACCAAGGUGACCAUCUUGGGGGACAACGUAGGGGUGGGGAGCCAUGUGGAGGUCCUGUUUGGGAACCAGACCUGCGAGUUCUACAGGCGGACCACAGCAGAGAUCGUCUGCAUCUCCGCCCCCUCCCUCACAGGACUGGGUCCGGUGCCAGUCAGUGUCAGAGUGGACCGAGCCCGGGCCAAAGGCAGCCUGGUCUUCCACUACAUCGAGGACCCCACUGUCCAGCACAUUGAACCUGAGUGGAGCAUCAUCAGUGGACACACCCCCCUGACUGUCACCGGCACCAACCUGGACGUGGUGCAAGAGCCUCGCAUUCGCGUCAAGUACGGUGGCCGGGAGUCUGUUAAUGUGUGUAAGGUACUGAACACCUCCACGCUGAGCUGCUCCGCCCCCUCUCUGGAGACGGAGCACCUGCGUGGUGUCGACUCCCUGCGCCAUGCGGAUGAGAUCGGCUUCAUCUUUAACAACGUGCAGGCGCUGCUCACCUACAACAGCAGCAGCUUCACCUACUACCCAAACCCCGCCUUCGAGCCGCUCAGCGCCUCCGGCGUGCUGGAGCAGAAGUCUGGGUCCCCUGUGAUCCUCAAGGGCAGGAACUUGGUGCCUCCAGCGCUGGGCGGGGCCAGGCUGAACUACACAGUGCUGAUUGGAGACACGCCCUGUUCCCUCACUGUCUCUGACAGUCAGCUGCUCUGCGAAGCGCCCAACCUCACCGGCCAGCACAAAGUCCUGGUGCGUGUGGGCGGGCUGCGUGUCUCCCUCGGCGCGGUGCUCUUCCGCUCGGACAGCGCUCUCUCGCUGCCGGCCAUCAUCAGCAUGGCGGCCGGCGCAGGUCUGCUGCUCCUCAGCAUCAUCCUGGUCCUCCUCGCCUACAGACACAAGUCGCGGCAGAACCACCUGACCCUCAAGCGCCUGCAGCUGCAGAUGGACAGCCUGGAGUCCCGCGUCGCCCUGGAGUGCAAGGAAGCCUUCGCUGAGCUGCAGACCGACAUCAACGAGCUGACCAGCGACCUGGACCGCUCAGGUAUCCCUCACCUGGACUACCGCACCUACAGCAUGCAGGUGCUCUUCCCAGGCAUGGAGGCCCACCCCGUUCUGAGGGAGCUGGAGGUGGCUGGCAGCAGGCAGCAGGCUGUGGAGACGGCUCUGCGUCAGUUCGGCCAGCUGCUGCACAGUAAGCUGUUCCUGCUGAGCUUCAUCCGCACGCUGGAGGCUCAGCGCUCCUUCUCCAUGCGGGACAGGGGCAACGUGGCGUCCCUCAUCAUGACCGCGCUGCAGGGCCGGCUGGAGUACGCCACCGACCUGCUCAAACAGCUGCUGGCCGAGCUCAUCCAACACAACCUGGAGAGCAAGAACCACCCCAAACUGCUGCUGCGCAGAACUGAGUGUGUUGCUGAGAAGAUGCUCACCAACUGGUUUGCCUUCCUGCUCCACAAAUUCCUGAAGGAGUGUGUGGGGGAGCCUCUCUUCAUGCUGCACUGUGCCAUUAAGCAGCAGAUGGAGAAGGGUCCCAUAGACGCAGUGACCGGGGAGGCGCGUUACUCUCUCAGCGAGGACAAGCUCAUACGCCAGCAGAUAGAGUACAAGAGCCUGACGCUGGAGUGUGUGAACCCCGACAGUGAGAACGGUGCCCGGAUCCCUGUGAAAGUGCUGGACUGUGACACAGUGACGCAGGUGAAGGAGAAGAUCUUGGACGCCGUGUAUAAGAACGUUCCCUUCUCUCAGAGACCCUGCGCUGCUGACAUGGACCUGGAGUGGCGGCAGGGACAGUUGGCUCGGGUGGUUCUGCAGGAUGAGGAUAUCACCACUAAGAUAGAGAACGGCUGGAAACGGCUCAACACCCUCACACACUACCAGGUGUCAGAUCGCUGCACGGUUGCACUGGUGCCCAAGCAGACGUCCUCUUACAACAUCGCCCCAUUGGUCAGCAUCCCUCGCACCAUCAGCCGAUACGAUUUGACGUUCCGCCACACCUCUGGCAGCCCGGACAGCAUGCGGUCACGUGCCCCCAUGAUCACCCCUGACCUGGAGAGCGGGGUCAGGGUGUGGCACCUGGUCAAGAACCACGAGCAGGGUGACCAGAAGGAGGGUGACCGCGGGAGCAAGAUGGUGUCCGAGGUCUACCUGACCAGGCUGCUGGCCACCAAGGGGACGCUGCAGAAGUUUGUGGACGACCUGUUCGAGACGCUCUUCAGCACGGCGCACCGCGGCAGCGCCCUGCCUCUCCCCAUCAAAUACAUGUUCGACUUCCUGGAUGAGCAGGCAGACAAGCACGGCAUCUACGACACUGACGUGCGGCACACGUGGAAGAGCAACUGCCUCCCUCUCAGGUUCUGGGUGAACGUGAUUAAGAACCCACAGUUCGUCUUCGACAUCCACAAGAGCAGCAUCACGGACGCCUGCCUGUCGGUGGUGGCCCAGACCUUCAUGGACUCCUGCUCCACCUCCGAGCAUCGGCUGGGCAAGGACUCCCCCUCCAACAAGCUGCUCUAUGCCAAGGACAUCCCCAACUACAAGAGCUGGGUGGAGAGGUAUUAUGCGGAUAUCAGCCGCCUGCCAGCGAUCAGUGAUCAGGACAUGAACGCCUACCUGGCUGAGCAGAGCCGGCUGCAUUGCUCUGAGUUCCACACGCUCAGCGCCCUGCAUGAGAUCUACUCCUACGUCAGCAAGUACAGCCAAGAGAUCGUUGCGGCACUGGAAGAGGACGAGCAGGCCAGGAAGCAGCGGCUGGGCCAGAAAGUGGAGCAGGUGAUUGGAGCCAUGUCCCGGGAGAGCUGAGGGAGAGAGACGUCCAGCCAGACUCCCGCACACGCCACGGACCGGAGACACACCCCUUUACCUCACUUUCAGUGGACAGAGACAGCUGCUGCAGGCAUCAAGGACUCCUCCGAAAAGAUCAGUAUUAGUGGCUGUGGAGUCGAGAGAGAGAGGAGGUGGCAGACUCUCCCAGAGGAGCCCUGGAGGGGCAGAGAUCAGACUCCCUGAACCCCUUCUCCAAGGGACAUGAACUCACACAGAAACCACAAGGGGGUGGAAGGAGAGCUGGCACAAUGAGCUGAUUAAUCUAUUCAGAGUAAUAACAUUACAUUGAUUAUCCUCUAAAUAUCUUAGUCCUUUUCUCUCUGCAUCUCUCAGAAGAAAUUUCUCUCCAUUUUUAAUACGCUGCCAGGCUACGGCAUCGGGCACCCGGAGUUGUCAACAUUUAGAGAACAUCUUUUUGCCAGUUCAUCAAUAUGUUAUUACUCCAAACAGAUGUCAGCAUGGGAGC
This is a messenger RNA of Megalops cyprinoides (Indo-Pacific tarpon), 6392 nucleotides long. RefSeq names its product plexin-A2-like. Gene Ontology annotation, biological process: regulation of GTPase activity; semaphorin-plexin signaling pathway involved in axon guidance; regulation of cell migration. The record is from RefSeq and is a predicted model, not a curated record. The transcript is spliced from 32 exons. NCBI's taxonomy places the organism in Eukaryota, Metazoa, Chordata, Actinopteri, Elopiformes, Megalopidae. Bases 203 to 5902 code for a protein of 1899 amino acids. Gene Ontology annotation, cellular component: semaphorin receptor complex. Gene Ontology annotation, molecular function: semaphorin receptor activity; protein binding.